CAAAUUUCAUGUUUUCUUUAAAAAAUUGUUAUUGCGCAUGCGUACCCGUAUAGUUGAAAAUGGGACAACAACAGUCUGGUGGUAGUGGUGGUGGAGGUGAGAAGAAAGAUGAUAAGGAGAAGAAAAAGAAGUACGAGCCACCAAUACCAACCAGGGUUGGUAAGAAGAAGAAGAAAAUUAAGGGACCUGAUGCAGCCAGCAAACUUCCACUUGUGACACCGUACACAAGAUGCAGGUUAAAGUUGCUCAAGCUGGAGAGAAUCAAAGAUUAUCUGCUGAUGGAGGAAGAAUUUAUCAGGAACCAGGAAAGACUCAAACCACAAGAAGAAAAACAUGAGGAGGAGAGAAGUAAAGUGGAUGAAUUGAGAGGAUCGCCGAUGUCUGUAGGAACAUUGGAGGAGAUCAUAGAUGAUAACCAUGCAAUUGUGUCGACAUCUGUCGGCAGUGAACAUUAUGUUUCUAUAUUGUCAUUCGUUGAUAAAGAUCAGUUAGAGCCUGGCUGCUCGGUUCUUCUCAACCAUAAGGUACAUGCAGUUGUAGGAGUGCUAGGAGAUGAUACAGAUCCCAUGGUGACUGUGAUGAAACUUGAGAAAGCUCCACAAGAGACAUACGCUGAUAUAGGUGGUCUUGAUACACAGAUACAGGAAAUCAAGGAAUCUGUAGAAUUACCCUUAACACAUCCAGAAUAUUAUGAAGAAAUGGGUAUCAAACCUCCAAAAGGUGUCAUUUUAUAUGGAGCCCCUGGAACAGGUAAAACUUUACUGGCAAAAGCUGUGGCCAAUCAAACAUCUGCAACAUUUCUGCGAGUAGUAGGCUCAGAACUUAUACAAAAAUAUUUGGGAGAUGGUCCAAAGUUGGUACGAGAACUAUUUCGUGUGGCAGAGGAGCAUGCUCCAUCUAUAGUGUUCAUUGAUGAAAUUGAUGCCAUUGGUACAAAAAGAUAUGAUUCAAAUUCGGGUGGAGAGAGGGAAAUACAGAGAACUAUGUUGGAGCUGCUCAAUCAGCUAGAUGGUUUUGAUUCCAGGGGUGAUGUUAAGGUAAUUAUGGCCACAAAAGAUUGA
Mercenaria mercenaria is the source of this 1061-nucleotide messenger RNA. Its product is annotated as 26S proteasome regulatory subunit 4. Gene Ontology annotation, biological process: proteasome-mediated ubiquitin-dependent protein catabolic process. Gene Ontology annotation, molecular function: ATP binding; proteasome-activating activity; ATP hydrolysis activity. The transcript is spliced from 11 exons. The record is from RefSeq and is a predicted model, not a curated record. NCBI's taxonomy places the organism in Eukaryota, Metazoa, Mollusca, Bivalvia, Venerida, Veneridae. Bases 60 to 1061 code for a protein of 333 amino acids. Gene Ontology annotation, cellular component: proteasome regulatory particle, base subcomplex.